Molecule: messenger RNA, 2273 nt
Organism: Xenopus tropicalis (tropical clawed frog)
Lineage: Eukaryota; Metazoa; Chordata; Amphibia; Anura; Pipidae
Gene: yrdcl
Product: yrdC N6-threonylcarbamoyltransferase domain containing like
Exons: 7
Coding region: 197-928 (243 amino acids)
Cellular component (GO): cytoplasm
Molecular function (GO): L-threonylcarbamoyladenylate synthase activity; double-stranded RNA binding
Source: RefSeq, a predicted model, not a curated record
CCCUGGAGAGAAUAUAACCUGGUACUCACAGAGGUGCCACUAGCACACAUUCCAGCUGCUCUGGGGAUACUUAGGAACUAGCAGCACCCAUCCACCCAUCACUGCUGUUGCUGUGCUUUCAGUCUCCAGUAUCCUCUGCCUCUACGGUUUUCUGGCUUCCUUUGCAAUCAGCCUUUUCAACAAGGAGCUCAUAGCGAUGGGACCUGCUAUCUUUAAGAAGCAAGAGCCACAAAUAGAGGAGGAAGUCGCAAGCUCAUGUAUCUUACAACAGUCCCGCCGUACAAGCAGUUUGAGAACAAUUGCUAAUAUACUUGAUAAUGGAGGAGUGUGUGGGAUUCCCACUGACACUGUCUAUGCUCUGGCAGCUUCCUGCAAGCAUCCAGAAGCUAUCAACAGGAUUUACUCCAUCAAAGAACGCCCAUCAGAAAAGCCUAUCUGUAUCUGCAUUUCCAACCUUGAUCAGCUGAGGGUCAUCAGUCCCCCAUUCAGCCCCUUGCUGUGGAGGUUCAUGGAUCUUGUAUACCCUGGAGGCAUAAGCUGCAUAGUACAGAAAGGAGAAUGGCUAAAAAAACUAGGUGUGGGACCUGCUUACGAACGGGUCGGAACUAAUGACUCCAUCAUGAUACGCGUCCCAGAUCACACAGUCACUGCUCAUCUCACAGACAUGACUGGGCCUUUAGCUAUCACAUCUGCAAAUCCAAGUGGAGAAAGUGAUAGCACCCAUCAUGAUAUGGUGAUAACGCGACUGAGUGACAAGCUGGAUGCAGUUCUGUGUGAUGGAUUCUCCAAUGAGCUUGUGGGUUCUACAGUUGUAAAUUGCACUAAAAUAGAUGAAGGCACCAUAAAAAUCCUACGGGAAGGCUGCGUGCCAACCACAAAGAUCAUGCAACUGUUUGAGCGAGCCAAGAACACACAAGGGGAUUUGUAGGUCCCACAGUAAUAGAAGUUUAUAACCUAAUAAUAUGUGUUAGAGCCCUGCUGGCAGGGUUUAGGAAACUUUAACUGUUGGACUUGAAUGGUCAUUUAUUUAACUCUUUUAUUAUAUUCAUAUGUAUUUAUCAUUUUGCUCUAUUACAUAAAUUGUUUGGUUUUAUAGUAGAACAUUACCCAUGUUUACAGAAUGCUAAAUGUUCUUAAAUGAUGACGGUGAUUUAUUUUAAAAUGAUCUUUUAUACAAAAAAAAUAUACAAAUGGAUAAUUUAAUUGUGGAAGCAACACUUUUUCUAUUGUGUAAAACUGGAAAAACACUAAUAGUCCUAUUACAGUUAUCUGUAUAAUUAUAUUUUAAUAAGGGAAAUGUUAUUGGCCAGUACAUUAGGACAGUUAGAAUUACUGACAUGUACUGUACAGAAUGACAAGUUUUAUAUUCUAUUUACUACAAUUUUUAUCUGUCUAACCCAUAACAUGCCAUACCAUAUAUAAUCUAUGGUGCUACAAUGAAAGUACUGUUGCCCCAGCGCUAUAGAUUCUACAUUUUUAGAUUUCUCUUUAGUCGAUGCUGCACCAUAUGUUGACUGGCAAAACAGCCAUCUUGUAACUCGAAACAUGAAGAAGAAACCUGUUACUUAGUACAGCAUAUUGACUGUGUUUUGGACUUUUUCAACUACAUCUUCUGGGUUGGGAAUAUGAACCAGCUCUAUUUUGCCACCUUACAUGAAAGCUGACAGCUGAAGCUUUUUACCCUUUUGUUUAAUUUUCAUAUAUCCGCUCCUUUAUAAUGAUCAGUAAUUUCCCUCUGCUGUUAAGACUGAUGGAAAGGGAGUCUAGAUUACCUAUAGCAGUAUGUGUCAUGUAGGCUAACAAUUCACACUGUUUUCCAACAAAACGUUAGUGCUCAUGGAGUGGUAAGUCAGAGGGACUUCUACCAAAGAUGUAAGUGGUCAUUUACUUUGACACUGGAUGCAAGUACUAGAGAGCUAAGGGGCACAAAACUGCACCCCUUAGUGUUAUUUUGCUGCUAGCAGAGAAUCCACUGAGUGUGGCAUUAGCCUAGGGUCUUCCUUAAGUGCACUGCACUGAAAUAAGUAGGGUUAUAGGUCAUAUUGUUACAGGAGGGGACCGGUGUGAUGUCUUUACUUCUUAGCUGCUGCUGCCAUUGACAGGAACAAUGCCUAGUGCUGAGUUCAUUUACCUCAAAACAAACUCUGAAUGACAAUUCUAAUUUGUUUCACGUAACUUGAUUGGUUUCUGCUUGUUAAUUGUAUAUUAUCACAAUUACAAUGUAAUUAAUAUGUGCCAAAUAAAGUUUUGCUGAAAAAAAUGUGCCAAUUUAA